Molecule: messenger RNA, 2880 nt
Organism: Microdochium trichocladiopsis
Lineage: Eukaryota; Fungi; Ascomycota; Sordariomycetes; Xylariales; Microdochiaceae
Product: armadillo-type protein
Exons: 2
Coding region: 1-2880 (959 amino acids)
Biological process (GO): mitotic spindle organization; establishment or maintenance of microtubule cytoskeleton polarity; microtubule polymerization
Cellular component (GO): spindle pole body; centrosome; kinetochore
Molecular function (GO): microtubule plus-end binding; microtubule plus end polymerase activity
Source: RefSeq, a predicted model, not a curated record
AUGGCGGACGCGGAGCCGGACUACAGCUCCCUCCCGCUCACAGAGCGAUGGACUCAUAAAGUUUGGAAAGUACGAAAGGGCGCCUACGAAGAAGCGGCCAAGCAGUUCGAGGUCACUCCCGACGAGUACGACCCGGCCUUCCGCCCCUUCAACCAAGAUCCCGGUCUCUGGAAAGGCGCUGUUGCCGACUCAAAUGUGGCCGCCCAGGCUGAUGGCAUCGCUGCUUAUUGCGCAUUUCUGAAAUUUGGUGGCAAGGAGAACACCGUACGGUCACGACAUCAGGUCAUUGCACCAAUAGUCGAGAAAGGUCUCGUAUCCACAAGACCAGGCACCAAAGCCUCUUCGAUCGAAGCUCUUCUACUUCUUGUGGAGGUUGAUGCCUCCGCUCCAGUCAUUGAGGAUAUCCUUCCAGCCAUGUCAGCAAAGCAACCCAAGGUUGUAGCUGCGGCACUUGCCGCGCUCACCACGAUUUUCCACGGCUACGGAUGUAAACUGUGCGAUCCCAAACCGGUACUCAAGAUCCUUCCCAAAGCCUUUGGCCACGCGGACAAGAAUGUGCGCGCAGAGGCCACCAACCUGGCUGUCGAGUUCUACCGGUGGUUGCGAGAAGCGAUGAAGCCGAUGUUCUGGGGUGAUCUCAAGCCCACACAACAAACGGAUUUGGAGGCUCAAUUCGAGAAAAUCAAGGCAGAGCCACCACCGAAGCAAGAACGAUUACUGCGCUCUCAACAAGAGGCCAUGGCUCGAGCACCAGCUGGCGGUGACGAUGAAGAUAUGUACGAUGAUCAAGGCGACGUCGACGAGCCCGCGGAAGUGGAUGCGUUCGACCUCGCCGAACCUCAAGAUGUCUUGUCGAAAGUGCCCGCCAGUUUCCACGACAACCUGGCCUCGUCAAAGUGGAAAGAUAGAAAAGAGGCGCUUGAGGCUCUGUAUGCAUUGCUCAAUGUCCCUCGCAUCAAGGAUGGCGACUUCAAUGAAAUCAAUCGCGGCUUGGCAAAAUGCAUGAAAGACGCCAAUAUUGCGGUUGUCACGCAGGCUGCUCAGUGUAUCGAGGUCCUGGCACAAGGUCUGCGCAAGGCCUAUGGAAGAUACCGCACGACUGUGAUGGCGCCAAUCAUGGAAAGAUUGAAGGAGAAGAAGGCAUCUGUCUCCGAUGCUCUCGGAGCAGCACUUGAUCAGGUUUUUCUUGCGACGAGCCUCUCUGAAUGCCUCGAGGACAUUACCACAUUUCUCAUCCACAAGAACCCUCAAGUCAAGGAAAGCACAAUGAAGUUCCUCGUACGUUGCCUACGGACCACGAGGGACGUUCCGAGCAAGCCAGAGAUUGCCACAAUCGUGGAAGCUGGUAAGAAGCUACUUGCGGAAUCAAGCGAAGGUCUACGGUCUGGAGGCGCGGAGGUUCUGGGUACGAUCAUGAAAAUCAUUGGUGAGCGUGCCAUGAACCCACAUAUGGAAGGCCUGGAUGAUAUCCGCAAGAACAAAAUCAAGGAGUUCUACGACAAGGCAGAGGUGAAAGCAAAGGACAAGCCAAAGGCUCCUCCGCCUGCUGCAACGAGAGCGCCCCCGGGAGGUCCCAAGAAAAUUGUUGGGGGGGCCAAGAAACCUGCCUCCGCGGCAGGCAAGAAGCCUGUCCCACGCACGGCAGCACCCCCGCCUGAGCCCGAACCUGCUCCUCCUCAGCCAGCUGCACGACCUGGCGUAGGCUCCAAACUUGGCAUGCCGAAAUCCUCUGGCAUCUCCAGCUUGAAGGCUCCAGGACGCCGCAUUGCAGCUCCUGGGGUCGCCUCCCCUCGCCGGGCACCUGCUGCACCACCGCCCCCAGAUCCGAUUGAGGACGACGAACCCUUCGCGGCAUCCCCACCCCCGAAACCUCGUCUAGGCUUGGGACGUGGAGGACUGGCUGGACGUUCGUUAGCCAAGCCGGCAAUGCCAGCUGCCCCAGCCGCUGAACCUUCCCCGCCCCCCGUCAGUGGGCUGUCUGCCCUCGAGCGUGGAGAGCUGGAAGAAUUGAGGGCUGCGCAAGAUCGACUCCUGAAACAAGUGGACGAAUUGCGCCAGGACAAGAGUAGAUUGAGUUCUGAGAUACAAGAACUCAAGAACCAUAAUGCGUCACUCAUUGAGGAUCAUACUCGGGACGUGCUCAGCAUCAAGGCCAAGGAGACGCAGUUGGUGCGGGCCAGAAGCGACGCAGAGGCCGCCGAGCAAGUCAACGAUAGACUUCGUCGAGAACUGGAACGUCUCAAACGGGCUCUUAGUAAGGCAGAAGGCCUUGGCGUUUCCGGCGGCAUGACCAGUCCAGGCAUCGCGAGCCCUACUCCGGACGAGGCUGCCAUGUUUCGUGACAGCAGUCAUUACGGCGGUUCCGGCAUGAGUCGCACCAGCUACAAUAGCACAAUGUCUGAAGACAAGGAGAAUGGCGACAUUGCACACAGUUACGCCAGGAACAAGGCGCUGAGCCCCGAUCUGAGGUAUGGAAGCGGCUCAAGCGGUCGUGGAAGCCCCGCCCGUAGUUCCAGACCUACGGCGCCUACAGACGAAGAGAGGCACAUCCCUGGGACCAGCGGUGCUAAUGGCAAUGGCGUCGAGAGCUGGAAACGUGCCGCAGAAGUGACAAGCCAACUCAAAGCCCGGAUCGAGCAAAUGAAGGUAAGCUAUAUUGUUGUCCUUCAUCACCUCAAAACAUCGUCAAUUACUAACGCCGCCCUGCACAAAGGCCAAACAAGGCUUCAAUCGGCCAUAGCUCUCGUCGACCCUGUGACAAAUUUUUACAUUAGCAGAUGGAAGGUGUCUUGUCUUAUUGGGUGCAUUGGGAAGGCGUUGAGACAGAUACCCAACUUGAUUCAGCAUGCCUUUUGUGAAGGCGUCCUAAGAAAAGAUUAG